AUGCCGAUGAGGCUAAAAUCUGUGAAGCCUACUAAGAAGAGAAAGUCCAAAAAAUCCAAGACGCCAGAUGAAGAAGAUACUCUGUCGAGGGUGAAGAAUGAUCGCAGUGAAUCUGUGAAAAAGUCACUGUCAAGAGCCAAGACACAAGAUGUGAAGAAGAUAAGCUUAAAACUUCUCACAGUGGACAAGAGGAAGAUGAACUUCUUCGAGGAUGCUGAGAGAUAUUAUGCUUCUUUUGACUAA
Eruca vesicaria subsp. sativa (arugula) is the source of this 243-nucleotide messenger RNA. The record is from the annotation of a GenBank genome assembly. NCBI's taxonomy places the organism in Eukaryota, Viridiplantae, Streptophyta, Magnoliopsida, Brassicales, Brassicaceae.